Molecule: messenger RNA, 1993 nt
Organism: Brienomyrus brachyistius
Lineage: Eukaryota; Metazoa; Chordata; Actinopteri; Osteoglossiformes; Mormyridae
Gene: pabpn1l
Product: PABPN1 like, cytoplasmic
Exons: 7
Coding region: 386-1135 (249 amino acids)
Molecular function (GO): RNA binding
Source: RefSeq, a predicted model, not a curated record
GAACGGAGAAAGUCUUCAGUGCGGCAGCCGACAUCUACGCAAUGAGAAACAUGUUUAUAUGUUUUCAGACCAGAGCAGCCCCUACCGAAAACCAAUCCAUCUGGCUAGUAAACAGUUUAAAUUCCAGAGUUACACGUUCACGCUAUUUUUAACUUCUGGUAUGUUUGCAGCGUAAAUCACCAAUAUAACUACUCUAGGUGAUUUUUAUUUCUACAUCCUGGUAAUCACGUGACCUGCAGGUGCCCAUACAUUGAGACACCAAAUCUCUCAUCACCUUGGCCAGGUAGCAGUCUAUAGGCUACGCCAUCUGGGAUCGAUCAGUGAGGAUAGUCGAGAAAAGCAGUGGUUGUAGCAGGCAUGGUGCUGGAGCCCGCUGGGUACUGACAUGGCGGAGCAGAGACGCGGUGCGCAGAGGCAUCUGGACGGAGAGCUGGUCAGGGAUCGCAGCGCCGAGGAUCCUGAGCUGGAGGCAAUUAAGGCCCGAGUGCUAGAAAUGGAAGAGGAGGCAGAGAAGCUGAAGGAGGUGCAGUACGAGUCAGAGAGGCGGCUCAUUUGUAGCCCCCCGGGGGGGUUGUUCUAUACAAUGACGCACGAGGAGAGAAUAGAUGCAGACAACCGCUCUGUUUAUGUGGGAAAUGUGGACUAUGGUGCAACCGCUGAUGAACUGGAAAUCCAUUUUAAUGGCUGUGGUCCUGUGAACCGCGUCACCAUUCUGUGUGAUAAAUUUACAGGCCACCCAAAAGGGUUCGCGUACAUCGAAUUUUCGGACAGAGACUCUGUGAGGACUGCUAUGACCUUAGAUGAGACCCUCUUCAGAGGUAGAAUUAUCAAGGUAUUGCCCAAACGGACCAAUAUGCCAGGGAUCAGCAGUACCGACCGGGGCAGCUUCCGUGGGGCUCGAUCUCGAGGACGAGGCUUCCGCUCCUUCAGAUUUAACAGCGGCUUUCAGGGCAGGUACUACUGCCGCCCCUCCAGGUCAGUACUGCCACACCCCUACGGCCUCCCGGCGGGAAAGCGGCCCUGGGGAGCUGCGGAGCACCGGCACCAGGGUGCGAAGCGACACCCCUGCCUCCUGCUCAUUACGCCACCAGCCAGCGACUCUGGGCCGGGCCCAAGUGGAAAGCAGCAACGAUAGGCCCCGUUCCCUCAUCUAGGAAGUUGGGCUUCUGCUCUUUAACUGUGUUACAUUUGUACCUUGAAUAAAAGAUGUGACUCCAUAGAAUUACCUCAAAUUUUUUUUUUUAAAUCUGAAGACUCAUUAGAAUGUAAUCUUACAGAGAAUACAGGUUUCUUAGUGGAAAAUUAAAGGGAGGUUUAUUAGUUGGGGUGAGACAAGCACAAAGGUAAAGGUUUAAGCAAAGUUCAGAGGAAUUCCUGGAAUCUUGUUCUGACUUGGAACCAGUUUGCCAGAGUAGACUAAUGCUGUCCCUGCAGAUAACCGGAAUGGGAGGUAAAACUGCCAGGCAACCCUGCAACGUUGCGAUGCCUCGGAAAUGAGUUGACUUCCAUCGUUCCAAAAUUGAUCCACCUUUUUUCCUCGUUUUAGGGGAGGUGGCGGACCUCAGCCUUGGUUUACUCCUUACUAGUGUGUAAAAAGAGGAUGUGAAGAUGCAAAGGCUGUGAUGUUGCUUUAAUUCUCUCAUGUGUUUGUCUCCUAAGCACAUGCUGUCUCACUGUGUAUAGCUUUUUAUCCUUGAAGCAAACUGUACCUUUUUUCUUUUCUUUUCUCCCUUCUCAAUGGAUGUGCUAAGUAUUGGGUCCUGCAUUUUAUAGGAUUGAGACAGGUGUUCUGUGGGGUGAUGGGUGAUGUAGAGUUGAUGCAGGUCGGGCAUAUUUUGCAGCAUAUCCUUUGAGUAUAUUGCACAUGUGUUUGGGAGAGGAUUUGCAGCCGUGCCUUGAAUUUAAGUAUGUUUUUCUUUUUAACAAUUAAAAUGUUUAUGUAUGUGUAUUGUAAAUACAUUUCUUUACUGGAUAAAUAAAUGUUCAUUAUUUA